GUUGUGGAAAUUUUCUCUCUUAUUUUCAAAAAUAAAAUGCCAAAUCGUAUUUAUACAACCAGAAAUACUAAACCAACUAAACCAAGCUAAAUGUCACUAAACCAAAAAUACUUAACCGAAAACACAUAACCGAAAACAAAAAAUGAGAGCUAAAGACAUGGUCUUCAUAUAAUGUUGAUUUGGUCAUCAUGUUUAGUUUCUAAAUAUACAGAGGUCGAGAUGUGGACCACCUUUGUCCACUUGGUUCAAAUUUCCAUAUAUAUCCUUCUUCCCCGAGUGAACCCCAGACUCCAAAACGUUCCGACAAAGCUCAUACACAGAUCUACGGACGACACACCACUCGUACGUACGUAGUUUAAUACUUGUACUGUAGUUUUGGUGUAUAUAUACAUAGUUACAUACAAAUAUUCGGAUGGCGGACCAUGCCGCGGGCGAAGAGCAUGCAAAACUCAACAAGUACGCCCUCGCAUGCUGUAUUGUUGCGUCCAUCGUCUCCAUCAUAUUCGGUUAUGACACGGGAGUUAUGAGCGGUGCGAUGGUUUUCAUCGAAGAAGAUCUGAAAACGAACGAUGUUCAGAUCGAGAUUCUUACCGGAAUCCUUAAUCUGUGUGCCCUCGUGGGUUCGUUGUUGGCCGGAAGAACUUCCGACAUCAUCGGACGUCGUUACACCAUAGUUUUGGCAUCCAUUCUCUUCAUGAUCGGUUCGAUUUUGAUGGGUUGGGGUCCAAAUUACCCGGUUCUCUUAACCGGGAGGUGUACCGCCGGUAUAGGAGUUGGUUUUGCAUUGAUGGUUGCCCCGGUUUACUCGGCCGAAAUUGCAACCGCCUCGCAUAGAGGACUCCUCGCCUCCCUUCCCCAUCUCUGCAUCAGCAUCGGAAUCCUCAGUGGCUAUCUGGUAAACUAUUUCUUCUCCAAGUUUCCAUUGCACCUCGGAUGGCGGCUCAUGCUCGGAAUCGCCGCCGUGCCAUCGCUCGUCCUCGCUUUCGGGAUCCUGAAGAUGCCGGAAUCUCCUCGGUGGCUGAUUCUCCAGGGCCGCCUCGGCGAGGCGAAGAGGAUACUCACGAAGGUCUCGAAUUCGCCGGAGGAGGCGGAGAUCCGUUACAGGGACAUCAAAUCGGCGGCAGGGAUCGACGACAAGAUCGACGAUGAGGUGGUGAAGCUCGAUAACAAGAAGACACACGGAGAGGAUGUCUGGAAGGAUCUCAUCCUCCGACCGACUCCGGCGGUCCGACGGAUCCUCCUGACGGCGCUCGGGAUCCACUUCUUCCAGCACGCGACAGGGAUCGAGGCCGUGCUGUUGUACGGACCGAGGAUCUUCAAAAAGGCAGGAAUCACGGCGAAGGACAAGCUCUUCCUGGUGACGAUCGGAGUAGGGUUCUUGAAGAUGGUCUUCAUCUUCACCGCGACGUUUCUGCUGGACAAGAUCGGGAGGAGGAAGCUGCUUCUGACAAGCGUGGGAGGAAUGUUCUGUGCCCUAACGGUGCUAGGGUUUGGUCUGACGAUGGCGCAAAACGCAGGAGGGAAGCUCGUAUGGGCGUUGGUACUGAGCAUUUGCUCGGCGUACACAUUCGUGGCGGUGUUCUCGAUUGGGUUAGGACCGAUCACGUGGGUAUACAGCUCGGAGGUGUUUCCAUUGAAGCUGAGAGCACAAGGAGCGAGUUUAGGAGUUGCAGUGAACAGAGUGAUGAACGCGACAGUGUCGAUGUCGUUCUUGUCUCUGAGCAAUGCCAUCACUACAGGAGGAGUGUUCUUCCUGUUCGCAGGUGUGUCGGCCGUGGCUUGGAACUUCUUCUUCUUCCUCAUUCCAGAGACCAAAGGGAAGUCCCUGGAAGACAUUGAGAUGCUCUUCUCCAGGGAAGGUGACAACAAUUCACGACGCACCACUGUUUGACCCUCUUCCUGUUUCGUUUUCGCACGAAACCAGAGGAAUGGGCCGCGACCGGUUUGGUUUUACAGUGACGAACACAAGGCCCAAGAUCUUUAACUGUGUUUCUUGUUGCGUAAUCGUAAAUUCUUUGUCUUUUAAAAUCGGUAUUUAUCUAUGCGACAUGGAGAGUGUAUGGUUAGCAUCGGCACAUGUUUUAUUCAAACAAUCGGGUUUUGAUUU
Tarenaya hassleriana is the source of this 2107-nucleotide messenger RNA. Its product is annotated as probable polyol transporter 6. Gene Ontology annotation, molecular function: carbohydrate:proton symporter activity. The record is from RefSeq and is a predicted model, not a curated record. Bases 413 to 1891 code for a protein of 492 amino acids. The transcript is spliced from 2 exons. Gene Ontology annotation, biological process: transmembrane transport. Gene Ontology annotation, cellular component: membrane. NCBI's taxonomy places the organism in Eukaryota, Viridiplantae, Streptophyta, Magnoliopsida, Brassicales, Cleomaceae.